ACACGUCAUGCAAACAGCAGCGUUAAGGUUCUGAGCAUGCGCAUCUCCAGCUCCUCCUUCAAUAACUGCGACUCGAAGAGAAGCACAGGACGGUGAAGAUGAUGAAGAUGCUGCACGUGUGUGUGGUCCUGGCUCUGAUGGGCCUGGGCUCAGGAGAAGAGGGAGCUCGUCUGCUGGCCUCUAAGUCCCUGCUGAACCGCUAUGCUGUGGAGGGCCGUGACCUAACCCUGCAGUACAACGUCUACAACGUGGGCUCCAGUGCUGCGCUGGAGGUGGAGCUGUCCGAUGAUUCUUUUCCCCCUGAAGACUUUGGAAUCGUUUCAGGAAUGUUGAAUGUCAAAUGGGACAGGAUUGCACCAGCAAGCAACGUCUCUCACACAGUGGUGCUGCGCCCCCUGAAGGCUGGUUACUUUAACUUCACCUCUGCCUCCGUCAGCUACCUGGCCCAGGAGGGAGGACAAGUCGUGGUGGGCUACACCAGCGCCCCCGGCCAGGGAGGAAUCCUGGCUCAGCGGGAGUUCGACCGCCGCUUCUCCCCACACUAUCUGGACUGGGCUGCGUUCGGGGUGAUGACUCUGCCCUCCAUCGGCAUCCCUCUGCUCCUCUGGUACUCCAGCAAGAGGAAGUACGACUCACCGAAGGCCAAGAAGAACUGAGUAGGCACCAUUUAAGGGGGGGGGGGUCUCUGAAUAGCUUAAUAACCCAUAUUGGGGUUGAAAGUCAAAAGAGUGCGGUGACCAAGGAACUUGAUUGUGAUCAAGAGAACUUUGGAUCAGUAGGACAACAGCUAAAGUAAGGUGAACCGUUCCAGUGUGCAUGAACGUGACCUCUCUCUGUUCUCAUCUACAGCUGCUGGCCAUUUCUUCACUUUUGGGUUCAUGGGUUCAUGAGACAGAACAAUUACAAUGGCUAUUACUACUGUAACUGAAUUUUGUAAUUGUGUACAUAUGGAACUGAAUGCUGAUUUGAAGUUUCUAGCCAGUUGUUGAACUUGAAGAUAAAUUAAAGGGUUUUUCUAAAUC
Molecule: messenger RNA, 1022 nt
Organism: Anarrhichthys ocellatus (wolf-eel)
Lineage: Eukaryota; Metazoa; Chordata; Actinopteri; Perciformes; Anarhichadidae
Gene: ssr2
Product: signal sequence receptor, beta
Exons: 6
Coding region: 99-656 (185 amino acids)
Cellular component (GO): membrane; endoplasmic reticulum
Source: RefSeq, a predicted model, not a curated record